CCGCGUUUCAAACUUCACACAUUCAAAACAAACUUUAAAAUCCUGAAACAUUCAAGGAGCUUUGGCAGGUUGUACACAGUCUCACUCCUGACAUACAUGUGGUCAAAACACGUCGGUAACAGAGAGGACAUAAAUCUGUGAUGGCGAAUUCUGAUUUUCUUCUGCAAUUUCAGGAAUUUGAGGAUAAUCAAAAUACUCAAAAUACCCAAGAAAGCACGACAGUGAGCAUCGAUGACCCCAUCAAAUCACGCAAACAAAGAAAUGCUGCUGGAACUGACUUUGAAGGAGAGGAGGACGAUCCACUGGACAACAGCGACAAAACCAAGCUUCUGUCAGGUGAAAGGAAAAGUGCACCCUUCUGGACAUUUGAGUACUACCAAACAUUAUUUGAUGUGGACACUCAUCAGGUAAAAAGCAGAAUACUUGGUUCAGUUGUGCCGUGGCCUCGGAGAAACUUUGUUGAGGUUUAUUUGCGGAGUAAUCCAGACCUGUAUGGACCUUUCUGGAUCUGUGCCACUCUUGUAUUUGCCAUCGCUAUUAGUGGCAACAUCUCCAGUUUUCUCAGGCACCACGGUCAGCCAAAGUACAAAUAUGUGCCAGACUUUGGGAAAGUUACCAUGGCGGCAACAGCAAUUUACAGCUAUGCACUGUUAGUGCCUUUGGCUCUAUGGGGUUUUCUCACCUGGCGAAACCGAACAAUCGUAAGCCUGGUGUCCUACUCCUUCAUGCAGAUAGUCUGUGUAUACGGUUACUCGCUCUCCAUCUACAUCCCUGCUGUGAUCGUGUGGAUAAUACCGAGUGAAGGGUUGAGGUGGUGCUCCAUUGCUGUAGCUAUGUGUCUAUCAGGAUCUGUGCUGGUCAUGACCUUCUGGCCAGCCAUCAGAGAGGACAAACCAAGGAUCAUCAUCGCCAUUUUGUCUACCAUCGUCAUUCUUCAUGUCCUUCUGGCAGUUGGUUGCAAGGCAUGUUUCUUCAGCACAUACGAGACCGAUCCAUCAGCGGACAACAAUGAGCCGCUGAAAGCCAGCAGCACUUUAUCAUCCACAAAGGCCAACUGAACUACAGCCGUGGGUAAACGCAGGACUUCAAUGAGGGGGCAUAUACUAUGACUGAGUUUUAAUAGCAAUAAAAUUACCUUUCAGUGUCAUUUUAUUGCAGACGCUGAUUGAUAAAAGAAGACAUUUUGUUAACUUGAGACAAAACUUCCUGUGCAUAAUCUGUGCUCCUCCAGAGACUGUUAUUCUCCUGUAAUUGCAGCGUCUCCUCUUGCGUUAUUAGAGAGAAUCAGGUAUCUUGAUAAUGAGAUGAGCCGUCUGGAUUCUUCAGUUUACAGUCGGUCAAGGUAAUGCCUUUUUAUUUUAAAUGGGUCGGUUAAUGUAUGUAGGUGAGCAGGGAAGGUGAGAGAUGGGCAUCUACAGCAGGUUUGAUGUUUUCUGAUUUGAGAUGCAGACACAUGUUACUGUUACAAAUCUAGGACAUGUAUAUACCAUAUAGCUGAGGCUUAAAUAUUUAUGCGAUAAUUGUGAACUUGAGAUGGUUUCAAAAGGUCACUCUACUGUUUCAGUACUCUACUAUACAGUGGUGGUGGGAAAAAGGGAUGUGUUCAUAAAACAAAAGAAAUUACAUUAUUUUAUGCAAUAAUAAUGCACAAGAGAUUGCUUAAAUACAAACCCCAGUUUUCUA
Molecule: messenger RNA, 1683 nt
Organism: Danio aesculapii
Lineage: Eukaryota; Metazoa; Chordata; Actinopteri; Cypriniformes; Danionidae
Gene: yipf1
Product: Yip1 domain family, member 1
Exons: 10
Coding region: 141-1058 (305 amino acids)
Biological process (GO): vesicle-mediated transport
Cellular component (GO): membrane; Golgi apparatus
Molecular function (GO): small GTPase binding
Source: RefSeq, a predicted model, not a curated record